AUAACAUGUUUAUGUCUAAUCACAUGGUGAUACAGUUUAGAUAAAUGCCAAAUUCUGAGUCAUUUAAAACAAAAAAAUCAAGUAAACAAAUUGAACAACCCCCUUCCAGCCCACCGCUUCUCUCUCAUUCUCUGUCUACUUACACAACGAUAAUGAUAUCAAAGGGAGUUAAAACAUAAAGCGUAUGGUGUUAGCAGAAAACAAUCACUUAGAGUUUACUAUAAAUACUGCUUUUCUAACGCUUAUCUUCUAAAGAAAAGUACACUAGUUAACCUGAUACCUAUUUAAGCUCAGAAAACAUUUUACACCUUGAACAUAUAUGAAAUCAUACUUCAAUGCUACUAUUGUGUGUUAUUAGCUUUUUGUUUCGUCUAACACUCUGCCAAAAUGAAUGGAAUCAAGAUUUAGCCACUUUAUUGGAAAUGCAUAACGGGUAUCGUCAAGAUGCUCUCAACUGCAAGAUACCAGGACAACCGGCAGCCAAGCAAAUGCCUACCCUUCUUUGGGACUAUGACCUCGCAAGACAAGCAAAAAGAUUAUCAGAUACAUGUCGAUUUGAAUUCGAUUCACCUACAUCCAAGAAAUUUAAAAAGGUCGGGCAAAAUAUAGCAGGUUAUCCAAGUGUUAAAGAUGCUAUGCAGUCGUGGUUUGGUGAAUAUGUGAACUACAACUUUGACAGUCACUCGGGUGUGGAUAAGUCUGGAAAUUACCUUCAGAUAGUUAGUGCCAAAACAACAGAAAUGGGAUGUGGCGUUACUAGGUGUAAAGGCAGAAAUGGUUUCAAAUAUGAUUUAUUUGUAGUUUGUAAUUAUGGAGAAGGAGCAGACUUCUCCCAGAGACCAUAUGAAAAAGAUCCCAACAAAAAGUGUCAACAACAACUCGUACCAUCUGUCAAGCCUACACAUGGUAAAUGGCAUGCCACUUAUGGUACAAUGGAAUUCAAUAGAAAAAACUGUUAUUGUUACAAAUAAAUCUACUAUGAUAUUAUUUAUCGUUCACUAUGUUUCAUAUUUUGUAUUUAAAAUAAAUGUUGUCAUGACAAAA
Trichobilharzia regenti is the source of this 1044-nucleotide messenger RNA. NCBI's taxonomy places the organism in Eukaryota, Metazoa, Platyhelminthes, Trematoda, Strigeidida, Schistosomatidae. The record is from the annotation of a GenBank genome assembly.